AUGCGCGCAACCAGCAGACUUCUGCAACUGCCCUGCAGGAUUACUCUUUUUACUAGGGAGAACUGUGGUUUAUGUGUUUCAGCACGCUCCGUACUGGCUGAUGUCUGGGACUCGAGGCCUUUUGUCUACAAGGAGGUCGACAUUGUCAAGCCGGCAGCUCAGCAAUGGAAAGACCUGUAUGACUUUGACGUUCCCGUGAUCCAUAUUAGCAAAGCUGGGUCCCCGGAGGAGGAUCCCAGGCUUGCUCCAAAGGCUCUCAAGCUCAUGCAUCGCUUCACCCCCGAGCAGGUGAAGACCAUGAUGGACAAGGCUGAGGGCUCAACAAAAUCAUGA
Messenger RNA from Diaporthe batatas, 333 nucleotides. RefSeq lists its product as uncharacterized. NCBI's taxonomy places the organism in Eukaryota, Fungi, Ascomycota, Sordariomycetes, Diaporthales, Diaporthaceae. The transcript is spliced from 2 exons. The coding region runs from base 1 to 333 and encodes 110 amino acids. The record is from RefSeq and is a predicted model, not a curated record.